Molecule: messenger RNA, 7462 nt
Organism: Oryzias melastigma (Indian medaka)
Lineage: Eukaryota; Metazoa; Chordata; Actinopteri; Beloniformes; Adrianichthyidae
Gene: mtus2a
Product: microtubule associated tumor suppressor candidate 2a
Exons: 16
Coding region: 1114-5409 (1431 amino acids)
Cellular component (GO): nucleus; cytoplasm
Molecular function (GO): microtubule binding
Source: RefSeq, a predicted model, not a curated record
UCCCCUAUGAGUUGUGGGUCAGACUUCUGGUGCAGAGUAAGGCCGCCCCCUCUUCCCAUCACUUAUCUGUUCACUCUUUUGUCCAUAAGCCAGAUGCCAGCUCGGAUGAGGAAAAUGAAGACGAACAUGGAUCUAUUUGUCUACAAAUCGAUGCAUCAGAAUGGAGCAGAGCAAGGAGCUUGUGGCUUAAUUGCCAAAUAAGCUCUUUUAUCAAACAGAAUUCACAACAAUUUGAAUAAAGACAUACUCAGAAAUGCAAUUUUGAGCUUAAUUUUAUUAUAUACGUCCUUCAUGAUCAUAAAAGUGCCACAAAUACAUGUUAAAAAUUUUUUUCCAUCUGGUUUUAAUGCCUCGCGCAGGUAUAAUGUGUAAUUCGCACAUCCUCCAGCAGAGGGCGCGCGCGUAAAGCCAGCAGUAAACGCUCCGCCAGGUGUCUGCUGCAGCAUCAGCACCGCUCCUCCUCCUCCUCCUGUCUGCAGUACCUCUCUGCUCUCUCUUCAUGCAUCGCUCUUUUAAAUAAGCUGGAGCAAAGGAGCGCAGCCUCCCGACGUUGUUUUGGUUUUCUUGCAGCGAGUCUCUCCCACGAACCUGCAGCAGAUCCGGAAGUAAGUCACCUCGCGGGUAUUUUUAUUUUUUGUUUAUUUUUUUUUUUUAGCUCUUGUGCGGUGGAUCGUUUUAGUGUCGCACUUGUGUUUUUGUUCAGCGUCAGACGGAUUCAUUUAAGCGAAAGUGAAGUCAUAUUUUUUAAUUCGUUCACAGCUGCAGCCUCUGUUUCUGUUACUCCUCGGAUUGUGGGUCAUGUGAAAGUUUUGCAGCAGAUCUUAAGUAGGUCAAACAAUGGUGGCAGCACUGGAGAGGAGCUGAGGUCAAGAGGGAGAACAGAUCAAAGAAACUUUCAUGUCUACGGACGACCAUCAAAGGCAACUCUGCUGAGACAAACUAAAAACAAGAUAACUGCUGAGGAAAAGUGAAAAUAAGAUUAAAUGAGAUGAUAUUUCCUUCCUGGAUUAUUCAGCAGAACAAUUUUCAUUGCCCUGAAUAGGAAGUGAAUUGAGGAAAGUAGCUUUUUGACACUUUAAUGAAUGGCCUCAGCACCUGGAUGUGCCUAACAAAAUGAGCAUUCCAACUAGUUUACAAGGACUGAGUUUUGGUGAUGGCAAGAUGGAGAAGAUUGGAAAUAAAACCCAGAUGCAGUUCUCUCAUUCUGGAGAUGACAAUGCCAAUCAACUCAGCUCCAUCACUCAUGAUGUGAGAAGAGGAAUUGUGGAGUCAGGGUACAGGACAAGCCCUACUCCUCCUUUAGUCUCCCAAACAGAAUCUCCAGACAAAUUUGUAAUCUGGGGCUCAGAACAGCAAUGCAUGGAGCCAGAGCUCACCGAGUUUGGGCUUUUAAGCUGUCAAGGGAUCCAUAAAAUCUUAGGAAGCAGCAAUCAGGAGGAGAACUAUGAAGCGGAGGACGAUGGGGGGAGUGUUAGAGAUGGGAAAGAUGAGGGACCCAUGUCCAUAUCCUCGAGUUCAACAGCCAGCUCUGCUUCGAUUGGCGGGAGAAAAAAUGACAAUGACAGCAACAAGAUGGCAAGCGGCACAGAGAGGGGCAUGGCGAAAAAGAUAAGCUGCCACAGCACUGAAGAGCUUGACACGUGUGUGACAGCUCUAGCAGAGAGAAGGGAAAACAGGUCAGGCAGAGACAGACGGAGGGGAGCUCUGAAGGAGUCCAAGUCAGAGACGAACGUGUUUGUUUCCAGCCUCUCAUCGGUUUCCCUCAGUGGAAGUCUGUCUAGUGCUUUGAACUCCAACGAAGAAGCAUCUCCCAUCUCUUUCUCCAGCUCAAGGACCAGCCCUUACUCUAGUACCAACAACGCUACCUCAGCCCGAUCCACCAGAAGGGCUUCUGUAGAUGCCAAUCAGAACUCCCCACCUCUAAACCCUCAACAGAGACAGGAUUUUUCUGAACAAUGCAGAUCUGCUCAGACACCAGAAGAGAGGAGCAAUCACAGAAACGGACUAACCUCAGGUGCAGGCUUGAGCCAAAGACGAAAGGCUGGAUUUGAGGAGAGGGGACCUCCACCUCGCAGGCAACAGCUUGUACGACCCCUCUGCCAAACAGAAUUUGCAAAAGACAGGAACUUCGUACCACCUAAAACUCAGCAAAGUGACGUAGCGCCGCUCACCUCCCUGAGUUCCUCUGUAAAGUUUACCAAGUCGUCGUUACGAGAACCGUCCGACUUCUCUCACCUUUACAACACAUCUGGAAUGUUGCAGCUCAGACAGCCACACCAGACGUCUCUGAGCAAUGUGCCAUUGACACAAAAACAGCCACCUACACCUGUCCAGCACAAAGCUGGUCUCUCAAACCUCUCUCCUUCAGAAAAGAGACCCCAAACUCAGCUCACUUAUCGGAGGAAUUGCCAAAGUCCCAACAGGACGGGGAUUGAGUCCAGAUCAUCCACUCCUCCGCACUCGCCUCUCAGGACACCCCAGGGUUCACCUCGCAGGCAACCUUCCAUGUUCUUCAUUUCCAGGAAUGUCUCCGGAACAACUAAACACAUCUCAUCCGGAUGCAAUCCCGCUGUUCAGACAUCAACACAGGGCCAUGGCAACAGUUUCCAAAGGGCCCCCGUCAAGACUACUGUAAGCACAAGUGGAAUCCCUAGAGCUCCCUUUAACAACCAGCAGAGUUCCCCAAACUCCAACCCCAAAGACAGCUCCCCAUCACCUAAACUCAAACCUAAAGGAGUCCGCCCCAAAAUUAUCACCUACGUCCGAAAGAGUCCUCAGAUCAAACCGCAGACUGCUGAUGGGCCCUACCAGGUAUCCUCUCUGCCAUCCAGACUCUCGACCUACGCCAACACCCAGACACCCACCUCUUUUAAAGACUCAUCAUUCAAGCCUGAAACAGAAACCCAAAGAGUCCCAAUACUCAGUGCCUCCAAUCUGCUUUAUGAUAAGUAUCGCCAGGAGAUGCAGGCAAGCAUGAUCCCACCAGGAAUGCAGAGCAGAAGCAUCAGAACUCCUGGACACUCAAACACAGUCCUUCAUUCACACAGUCACACAGCUCCCCCAAAACUGGGCAGCAAAGCAGACAACUUUUAUGUGACCACCACAGAAGUCGGUAGAUCCAACAGCCUAAAAGGCAGCUCUGCUGAAGAUGCAUUGCAGGGCAGAGCAGCCACGCAGGCCGAGGGCGGUGGCAGUCUACUGCGCUCCGGCAGAGGUCUUCGUCUAGGCUUAGGAGCCGUCACCAGGAACGCCGCGGGCUCCACCAAAAACAGAGUGCCAAGUCAAGGGGCGAAGUCGACACUGAUUUUCAGCCAGCCGGUCCAGCCUGUCAACCCAACGUCCAGCGUGAAAGACCAGGACAAUACAGACGGUCAGCUCAUCGCCCAUCAUGCUCCGGCUCCAGCUUUGACAUCAGCAUCAGCAGCAGCAUCCCAGUCUGCAGCGUCCAGGUCUCUGCUCUCCAAGGCGAGCCAGUCAGGCCUGCGGCCCCCGGGGUUCAGCUCCAGCCGUCUCCCCACCGGUCGCCUGGCAGCCUUCGGCUUCGUCAGGAGCUCCAGCGUCUCCUCCGUGUCCUCAGCCCACUCCGCUGACAGCGCCCAGAGUGACCCCUGCCGGACAGCUCAUCGUGUGAGUGAGGAGCCCCCACCUCACCGAGUGGCAACAGGGCCGGCAUCCGCUGAUCAGCAGAGGGGGGUGUCAUGUCGCAGCAACAGCCUGCAGCCUCCCUCCACUCCUGCUUUGCCCCGGCGCUACCUGCCACCCCAGCCCAGGAGCUCACCUGGAGUUGGCAGGAAGGAGCUGCAGAGGACGUCAGAGGUCACGCGCUCCCUCCCAUCUUCUCCAAAGAGACUGGCAGUAGUUCCUCCAAAACCUCAGUCCCCUGUUCACCCCGGACAGCGGCCCGCUGCUGCAGUCAGAGGUUCAGCUCCCUCGGGGUCGCCUCCCCACAUAACCCCUCUGAGGCUGCAGCAAGAGCAGCAGGAGAACCUGCAAAGAGAGAAAGAAGAAGCUCAGCAGAAAGAGAAGGAAAAGCAAGCUGAGGACUUGCAGAAGGAGCAGAAAAGGGAGGAGGUUCAGAGGCUGCAGGGUCGCUGUGAGGAGCAGGAGAAGCAGUUGCAGGCUCUGAAGCAGGAGCUGAAGAAGGCUUCUUUAGGCUUAGAAGCAUUCAUCAUCACCACUCAGCGAUUCUGCCAGAAGAAUGAGAAUUCAGUGGAAAAGAACCAGAAACUAUCCAUGGAAAUACAAAAGAUGAAAGAGGAAAUUGCUUCCACCUCUGCACGGUGGGAGAGACUCCAGCGGGACAAAGCGGCGCUGGAGGCGGCGUUUGAGCUCCAGCUGCAGGAGCUGCAGCUUCAGCAGGAGGCCGAGCUGGCUGCUGUGGAGGAGGGACUCCGGAAGUGUCACGCGGUGGAGGCCGAGCACUUAAAGGUGGAGCACUGCGCCGUCCUGGAAGAGCUGAGGACUCAGCAACAGGAGCAGAUGGAGGAGAUGACAGCCAACCACCAGGCAACCAUUCGGGAGCUCAGAGACAUGCAUAAUAUCACCAUGGCAACGCUGCACGAGGAGCAUGCCCGCACCAUGAGAGAUUUGAGAAAAGCUCACGAGCAGCAGAAGACUCUUCUGGAGGAAGACUUCGAGAAACUUCGGCUUUCUCUGCAGGAUCAAGUGGAUACUCUCACAUUUCAAAACCAGAGUUUAAGAGACAAAGCCAAGCGCUUUGAGGAGGCUCUCAGGAAGAGCACGGAUGAACAGAUCAUUGAGGCAUUAGCUCCGUACCAGCACAUCGAGAAAGAUCUGAAGAGCCUGAAGGAAGUGGUGGAGAUAAAGAACCAGCAAAUCCACCAUCAAGAGAAGAAGAUCGCUGACCUGGAGAAAGUGCAGGCCCAAAAGAACGUGUUUCUUGAAGAGAAAGUCCAAGUUCUGCAGCAGCAGAACGAAGACAUGAAGGUUCGCAUCGAGAUGAACCUCGCCACGUCAAGACAACUGUCAGUGGAGAACGCCAACCUGCAGGAGUCCGUUGAGAAGGAGAACACCGAGAAGAAGCGUCUGAGUCGCAACAACGAAGAGCUGCUGUGGCUUCUCCAGACCAGCCCUCUCAUGUCCCCCGCCUCAUCCCCUCUGCACCGCUCCUUCUCCACCUCCCCAGUCCCCUCCUCUCCUUUGUUCUCCUCCUCUCCGUUAGCGGGGUGCGACUCCCCUUCCCACUGUCACGGCUGCCCCCAGCAGGCUCAGUUCUGCUCUCCUUCCCACAGAGGAGUAGCCAAUGCAAAUCUGUCCCCAGGGCCUGCCACGCCCACCCACAGGGCAGCUAUGAAUCAGAAUUAUUCCCCGGGCCCGGCCACGCCCACUCACAGACCGUCUGCUGGUCGCUGUAACUCCAAUUCCCGGGUUACCUCACUACAGAACUAAACUAGACUUUUCUCCUCUUUACUCAUUUCCUUGACUUCUUCUUUGACAAGACUUUGGAUUUUAGUGGUCAUGGGGAAAACUGUUCAAGAACCUAGCCUAGCAUGGCUAAUGCUAGUGCUAACUUGUUCUGGAAAAAGCAGAAAAGUUGAGGUUUUUGGCGUAAGCAGCUAACACCUUUUCUUCUAUGUUCCCCUUUUGGAUCUGUACCAUUGACUGUAUAAGAGAACUGGAUUAAGUGACUACUCUCCCCUCAGAAUAUCAAUUCUGGCUCAAAUGCAUUAUUUAACAGGUUUUUGCUAAUCCAAUUUUUUCAUGUUUUUUAUAGUUGUUCAAGUCAAAACUGGCCAAUCAAAUGCCUCGAUAAAAGUAUGUGGCGUCACAUCGAGCAGUCAAAAUGUUUAAUUAACAGAUUCAAAUGGUAGGGGUGUGACCUUCCAACAAGCACACUCCUUCCUGAUUAGUGAAAGUAGUUGCCACUGUAGUAGUCAAUGACCUAAUCUGGCUCCAACAUGGGGGCGUCCAUAUUUUUUUUAAAAAGCGACUAAAUUGACUUAAUUUUGUUGGAGCCAGAAGUUAGCCAUUUUCAAUUGAUGACAUCACAUUCACUCUGUCCAGUUCUCAUAGACAGUCAGUGGUCUGUAGGUUCUAUUGUGAAACCUCCCUGCAUGCUAGUCAUGAGACGUGCACAGUACAAUAGUAGUAGAGGUAAAAAGUAGCACACAUUAGUCAUUAGAAUAGAAUACUGUGGUGUGGUAAAAACACACUCCUAUCUUCGGUAUAAUAAGCUAUAUUCUCUUUGGGAUGACCUUUGCUGUUCUUCUCUUUUCAUUUGAACAAAUCCCUAACAAAGCGCCUUAAACCAGGUCCUGCCACCUCACCAGCAGAGAGUGACCAAUGUUUUCUUCAUACAGGGCUUUCAAUUCAAAAUUGGUUUGUAACUCAAAGUUUUGUCUGAGCAUUUUAAUAUUUGGGUCAUUGCCUGAUGAGUUUUACACGUGUAGGAAAACCUUCCUUGGAGCCAUUUUUUAACAGCAAAACACAAAGAACUUCUUCUGUCUUUAAAAACAAACCUUGCCAGGUCUUCCUACACUACAUGAGCUGCUCUUCGCUUCGGAAAAUCCCUCAGGUCAACUUGCAAAAACUAUGUCCGCCAUUUUGUAAUUACCUCAGCGGGAAUGUGCAGUCUGUUGUGUCUUAACAGCAAACGACAACUAAAUCAUGCAGCUACUAGGGAGCUUAAGGGGGAAACCUAGCACAGGAAUUAAAAAAAAACAAAACAUUUUCUUGUUAGUGGGAUGUUUAUAUCUGUUUAUAUCUUAUGUAUGUGACGGUCUUCCAGUUUAAAUGUAACAGUUAUUAUAUCCAUAAUCUAUUUAUGAAACUGGAGUAUAAAUGGGAUUUGAACGUUUUGAAUUUCUCUUAUGGGAUGCAAGCAGUAGAUGUGAUGGAGCACAGCAGGAUGCUGAGUUCCUGCAGACAUUUUCACUCGCAAAUGCAGUUACAAGCAAAUCCACCAGGGAGUACAUAACAUGAAACAACACCUGCUGCAAAAUGCAUACCUUACUUACAAAUCUUAAGAUGAAAAGUACAUAUAUUUUGAUUUAAUUGUUUUUAUCCAUUUAAUUUCAGGAUCUCAUAAGGCUGCUACUUUACUAAAAUGGAUUAAAUCAUCAUUUGCAAUUUUGUUGAGUCCUCAUAGUCACUGAAAGACUUUUUUUUAUAAUUGAGUGCAAUAAAUUUUGCACGCAAGAAUAAAAAAAAAAAAAAAUUGGGGGGCGCAUAAUAUUAUCCUGUGCCCACAAUAAGUAGAAUGUCUUUCUUACUUGCACUUUGGGGACUCUUUAAAUUUGAGUUAAAGUAACUUAAAAUAUGUCCUCUGCAAUGGAAAAUGUUUCUUUAAUUGUCAAAUUUGUUCAAAUUUUUAAUUUGCACUACCAAAAUUUACACUGGAUUAUGCAGCUAACAGUUUUUCAGGGAUUCGUGUUUCAAUUUUUUUAUCCAAUGAGAAUUCGUUUAACAUUUUCUUUAAAAAAAAAAAAAAAAAAAAGCUAAG